UGUGUGUGUGUGUAAGUCUCCCCUUCUUUGCCUCCACGCAUCUGACAGCGUCCCUCCCUUUCUCUCCUCCUCCUCCCUCAUUAGGCGUUACACCGGCAGCACACCGACCCACUCCCUGUCCUUCUAACCGGGAAAUAAACACUGAGCGGCGGCAGCAGCGCUGAACUCCCCCGGUGCUCCGUCCACGGUCCUCUGGAUGCCUGUCUGACAGGAGGGUAGGUGCUACUUCUCUGAGGAAACUGAGACGGCCCCUGAAUCGGAAAGGACGGCAAGGAUCUAGGAGGCCUCCCUGACAGCGGGGGGCAGCAGCAAACAUGCAGGACUCAUCUUCUGACACCAAGAUGGCCAAGCAGGAACAGAACUCCAAGCACCAGGAUGAACACAGAGAGGCCGAGGACACAUCUGAGAAGACCUCCCCAAACAAGACCCUGAAAUCUCCUCAGAAAGGUUCAAAGCGCCUUAAAACCUCCACCUUCAAGGUGGCAUUGCUGGAUUCCUCAGAGUAUGAGGGAGAACUCGAGAAGCACUCCAAAGGACAGACUCUGAUGGACAUGGUGUGUGAGCACCUCAACUUGCUGGAGAAGGACUACUUUGGCCUGACCUUUGCUGACACAGAAAGCCAGAAGAACUGGUUGGAUCCCUCCAAAGAGAUCAAGAAGCAGAUGCGCAACUCUCCAUGGCAAUUUGCCUUUGCAGUGAAGUUCUACCCCCCUGACCCGUCCCAGCUCACAGAGGACAUUACCAGAUACUACCUGUGUCUGCAGCUGAGGGAUGACAUCCUGUCAGGCCGGCUGCCAUGCUCGUUCGUCACCCACGCCCUCCUGGGCUCCUACGCCAUCCAGGCUGAGCUGGGUGACUAUGACCUGGACGACCACGGCUCCGACUACGUUGGCGACUUCCGCUUUGCCCCCAACCAGACCCGGGAGCUGGAGGAGAGGGUGAUGGACCUCCACCGAACCUACAAGGGGAUGACGCCCGCAGAGGCUGAAAUGAACUUCUUGGAGAACGCAAAGAAGCUGUCCAUGUAUGGGGUGGACCUCCAUCAUGCUAAAGAUUCGGAAGGGAUCGAAAUCAUGCUAGGGGUCUGCGCCAAUGGUCUGCUGAUUUACAGAGACAGACUGAGGAUCAACCGUUUCGCCUGGCCAAAGAUUCUCAAGAUUUCUUACAAGAGAAGCAACUUCUACAUUAAAAUAAGACCAGGGGAGUAUGAGCAGUUUGAAAGCACCAUCGGGUUUAAGCUUCCGAAUCACAGAGCCGCCAAGAGACUGUGGAAGGUCUGCAUCGAGCAUCAUACCUUCUUCCGCCUGGUCUCUCCAGAGCCUCCUCCUAAGGGCUUCUUGGUGAUGGGCUCCAAGUUUCGGUACAGUGGAAGGACGCAGGCUCAGACCAGACAGGCCAGCGCCCUCAUUGACCGCCCAGCGCCUCACUUUGAGCGCUCUGCCAGCAGGAGGUACCUGCUGUCCAGGAGCUUGGAUGGUGCAGAGUUCUCGCGGCCCGUGUCAUCCAUGUGCGAGAACCACGACGGUCUGUCCCGCCGCAGCGCCAGCGAGCAGCGGCGCCUCCGCAGCCCCUCGGUGGACGAGCAGGAGCAGGAGCAGGAGCAGGAGCUGGAGCCCAGCCUGGAGCAGGACGAGGACGACAGGGACCCAGAUCAGAGCCAGGACAUGGAGCAGGACAAGGACCAGGACAGCAACACCACCCCGAGCAGAAAGAGGGAAAUCAGGGAGGAGGCUGGCUCCCCAGCUGACAGUAAACAGGAGCUCUCUCAGUUGGACCAGGAGACCACUCCUCGGCACAAAAAGGAGUUUCUUGAUAAAUCUCAGGACGUCUUGCUGAAGCACCAGGCCAGCAUCAAUGAGCUGAAGAGGGCCCUGAGGGAACCCAACAGCAAGCUGAUGGCCAGAGAGAAGCAUCUCUCUGCGACGUCUCCGACGGGAACGCCAGAGAAGAAGGCUUUGGGGGGACGUUCAGUGGGAAAAGAUGCUAUUAACAGCCCUUCUGUUGAGGGCUUCGUCCAGAAGGCUCUGGUCACUUCACCUGAGGGCUCUGAGGAGUGGGUAUUGAUUGAAAAACAGCAACCUUAUCAACCAGACCAUGACUGGAGGGCAGAAGAAAAGAACAAAUCUCACAUAUCCGAUACUUCGUGGGAGAAAAAGGAGCUGGAAAAGGAGAUAGACAUUACCAAAAUGAUACAUAAAGAGGAAGCAGGGUAUAACAGGAAAGAAGUGAAAAGCCAUAUUGACGAAUUUCCCUCAGCAAGAACACCUGGAGAGGCAGCUGUAUGCUCCGAGACUUGGCCUUCUGCGAUUCAAUUAUUCGAGAAUGUAGACUGGUUACAAGACAAAUCUCAAAGUAAACUCUCUCAAGCCUCAGGCCCCGAGGCAAACAGUGAUGAAGCUCCAGGUUCACGCCAGAUAAAGGAGAAGAUGGGCUCUAAACUGAGAAAAAAAGGCCGGCCCCAGAGCCUGAAUGUGGGUAUUCCUGCAGAGCUCAACAGGAGCAAUUCCUCCGGAGAGGAAAACGAAGACUCCGACUCGGACAACACAUCAGAAAAAACAUCUAAAAGGGGAGAUCAGAGCGAUGCCUCCCCAGUGAUCAUGAUGAAAGACAAUCAGGCACUAACAAAGGAUCAGUUUGUUGGUGUAUGCAAAGACAACAGGAAAGAGGAAUUUGGAGAGGGCAAAGAGGUUUCCAGUCACAGAGUAGAGCAGGUGAAGCGAAAGGUCAAUCAGAUGGGAAUGGCAACCAUUGAUUUAGGCAUGUUAAAUGGACCAGGGAAAAUAGAACAUGACAGUUCUUUUCCUAGUGGCAAAGUAGAACAUGUGGUGAAGGUACGAGGAAAGGGCCUCAUCGACAACAAAGAGCUAGCAGAGGUAAAACUUCGACAAGUCCGAACACAUGAAAGAAAGGUCAGCAGCUCUGGUGGUGAGGACGUUGAAGGUUUCUUGGGUGACAGAAGUCAGAGGACGUCUCUCCACCGGCUGUCGGGUAGCAGCUACCAGUCAGAGAUCACCAGGAUUGUCCCUCUGAAGCCAGAGCGCUCAAAGAGUGUCGCAUGUAAGGAUGAAAGGGACCACCUGGGGCAGGAAGAGUUCACGCGGCUUGUCAAACGAGAGUAUCGCUGGUCGGUCGGUUCUCCUGAGGGAACCUCUGACCUCCACUGGACUGACACUUCUAGCUUCCAUCCGGCCUUCCCCGGAGACCUGGAGGGUUUCACCACACCGGAAAAUCUUGACGAAGGCUUUCAGACCAGUAGAGGUUCUAUGGAGUACCAGCCGUUUAGUUUAAAGGGUUCAGCGCUUCCCAAAAUGGUUCCGCCAGCUCCGCCAGUGAAAACGCAGAAAGCCAAGGAAUCCGGACUAAUUCUGAGGAAUAGCAGAAAUGCCGGCAGGGAGCAGAGCCUGGAUGCAGCCAAGAAGAGACACUCGGAGCCUGUCUCUACUCCGGCCAUAUAUGAAGAGCCGUUUGGUGACCUAAAGAAAGAGUCCGGGGAGAGGAGGCCUCAGCCAGGCCUCGCCUCGGAGGAGGAGCAGGAGCGGGACACGGUGGCCUCCAUGAGGGACACCCAGCUGGGCAUCGAGCGAAAAUGCUCCAGUAUGACGGUCAGCUCCACGUCCAGCCUGGAGGCCGAGGUGGACUUCACUGUCAUCACAGACCUCCAUUCUGGGACAGAGGAUUUUUCCAAGGGCGGGUCUGAGUUCGGGGAGCGGGAGCGGCAGCCGGAGGUCGGACGGGAGGACUUUGAGGAGACCUCCCGGUUCUACUCGGCCCGCUUAAUGGGCUCCAGGGAUAAGUUCCCGAUGGAGGACAGACUUCCUGAGGAGGGCACCCAUCAUGAGCCUCCAGUGGCCAGGAAAGACGCCAGUGCGGUGAGUGUGGCCCACAAGCUGAAGCGGGCCGACACCCGGACGGAGACGCACACCAACGGAUCCGAGGUUCACCAAAACAUCAGAGAUGUUUCACCACAAAGCCCUGCAGCUGUCAGCUCCCAGGAAACUCCUGCUGCUCCCAAAGAAAAUGGCUCCCCUGUAAAAGCCAGUCCGCAAGGGAGGGAGUCUGUUGUGUCCCCUCUGACCAUCACAGCUGAAAGCAUCACAUCAGCAACCACGACACAAGUUACCAAGACUGUGAAAGGAGGCUACUCAGAGACCAGAAUCGAGAAGAGGAUCAUAAUCACAGGAGACGACGAUGUGGACCAGCAUCAGGCGCUCGCCAUGGCGAUCCAGGAGGCCAAGCAGCAGCAUCCUGACAUGUUGGUGACAAAAGCAGUGGUCAUCAGGGAAACAGAGUCUCCCACAGAGGAGCAGCGGAGAGCAGAGUCCUGAUCCCAGGACAUGAUGGCAUCUCAGAUGAGGGGUCAGGAGGCAGGAAAGGACCCUCCUGCAGAGAAUCUCCUGCCCCACCAAGCAGCAUGCCACCACCCUUCUGCCCCCCGGCCCCUCCCUCUGUGACACACAGACACCUGAACAAACUGCCUUCCAUGAAGCAGCAGAUCUCCCCUCCUGUCCUCUUAGACUAAACCAACUGUGACCCAGCCUGGACACCCCUCACUCACCCCUAUCCCCCUCCAGGAUCAUCAAGCCCCCCAGCUCCUUCAAGAAUGGAAAACCAUCUUCAGUUUGGAAGAUUCAGCAUCGAAUCGGACACCCCCACCACCUCAGAAAUGGAACUGCUUGCUAUUUGAACGUCUGCCGUCACUUCCUCCUCCUCGCUUCGGUUCAACAAACUGCUGUCUUAUUAGCUUUUUACAUUUUUACCUAUAGAGGAUCUAAUUUAUGUUGAGUGUUUGCCUGUUUAUGAAUUAUAUCAGAUGAUUAUAAUCUGCAUGAGUCAAAUAAUAAUAGCAGAGGGAAUGAGAACACAUAUUAAAGCUCUGCAGAGAUGCAGCCCAUAGAAACGCUGACGGUUGAUUGGGCUGCUGGUUCUGGUCCAGCGUCUGGGAACCAACAUGACUGUUUAGCUUUAGGUGACGGCAACAAAGGCAGCGCUGCUCACCAUCUUAGGAUUUGUAGAGGAAUUUUUAAUAUAAAUAUUACAUGUUCUAAGUUUUACAAAUUUGAUGGUAUAUUUUUACUUUUUACUUACUUGACUUUGGUUUAACCUGAACUUCUUGUGUUUUUUUUUAAUAUUGCAGUGACCUCUUUUGUUCUCCUUGGCUUGUCUCGAUGCUGAUACACUGGAGGUUAGCGCAUCUUAAAGAGACGUCGCGAUUCAUGGGCCGGUUAUAAAGCUACAAAAGGUUUUAAAAUUUUACAGUUUGAAAAAAAAACUGAAAUUUUCCACCAUUAUGAUUUAACAGAGUCAAAUACUUUACAUUUCAGCCUCCUGGCGCACAUUUGCAGAAAUGACCAUUUUGGAAACUAAUGCAGAACAAUUCAUUACUUUUAUAAAUCUGAUUUUGUUUUUAAAAAAUAACUUAAAUACUUUACAACUUUAAACUUUUCCCACGAUGCUGUCAUAUUCAGUCAGUCCCAUCCAUACUGAUCCAUGCCUGUCUCACUAAGAAAGCUGUCUUUAGCUUUCACUCUCGUGCUCAACCCCUCCCUCUUGCUCUCUGCUAUGCUACAGCUGGUUCACCACAACAUAAGGCUAGUUAGCAUAUCCACCGAAGACAGUGGGUAAACAGUUUGCUGUAAGUUGUUUUUCUGUAAUCAAAUUUUUGUUGAACUACAGCUCAAAGCAGCCUCUUCCUACAGGUGAUGCACAAUUUGGAGGCGUGUGCUACUAAUUGCCAGCUGAGAUCCCUUAAUGUUUGACCAUAUUUAUUUAAUUUCUCAUAUUUCAUGGCUCAAAAUGAGCAUUAAUUAAAAGUCUCGUGUGUGUCCAGUAUGAAAUGUUUUGGUUAUGUGAAAUGCAACAAAAAAAAGGCUUUUCCUCCAGGUUACCUGCAAUUUGGGGGUGUGUGUGCUACUUCUCUCCAGCUAUGUCUAAAUUUGGUCCACAUUUAUUUAAAUUCUCUGGGUUUUCUUUUUUUUUUUUUUUUAGACAAAACUAGCAUUAAUUGAAAGUGUUGUGUCUGUCCAGUAUGCAUUAUGUUCUGGUUAUAUCCUAUGAUAAAUAUGUUACUCUUUAGCGGAUUCCCUACCAUGUUUAUUCUGCUAAGCUUGUACAAUAAUGAAUAGCGGACGCAAUUCCAAGUCCUGGUAGGAGAAUAUUAAUCAGAGGUGUGUUAAAUAACAGUAGCGAAUGUGAUGUUUAAAAUAACUUCCAGUUUUGGAUCAUAUUAUUUAAACACUCCCUGGAAAGUUGAAAAGCGCCAGAUUAAUUCUGAUCUCUUUGCUUUCUGUUGGAUUAAUUCUCCAGUGAUGAUGUGACUUUGGACUUUUGCUUGAAAGGAGCUGUAAACAUGGCCGCCCCCUGUCCUUCCCAAAGAUACAACACAGCGCAAAAGUAUUCAACCCCAUAGAACUCUCUCACAUUUGAACACAUCUGCAGAGUUCAGAGUGCUGUGGCCGUGAUGCAGCAAAAAGGGUCUAACCAGACAGGAAAAGGUGAGCGCAUAUAAAGAUGCCCUGUCACACAUAUCCAUAUGUUCUGAGUGACCUUUAAUACUAAACUAUGCAUCACAAAUCAGACAUGAAAACCCCCUCGGAGGCGCCACUACCCCUAUUAGCCCUCUAAGUCUGUGCCACUGUCAGCCGAGGCGACGUGGCGCACAGCUUCUGAGGUUCUGCAAUAAGCCGCCAUCUUUCCCAUCCUCUGUCCUCUGAAGGGAGAAAACUGUGAACCCUCACAUGAACCGAAGCGUAACCAAAACCUAGUGAUGAGACACAGCUGUGGAGCGAGGAGAUUCCCCAACACGUGUGACCGUUUUCAUCAUCCCCGCCCGAAACUGCUGACCUGCUGUAGACGUGUCUGUGGAAACGAGGUUCUAAACCUGCUGACUUGUAUAUUCUAUUUUACUGUUUUAUUUUCUAUCGGUCACAUGACACUGGACUGUUGUGAGAGCACUUUGCUUCUGCCAAGCGCUGGAGAAACCGCUGCCGAGUUCAGCGAAGGCAUUGGGAAGUCAAACUGACGAAGGUCCAGAUUCUUUGUGUAAAUGAAAUGGAUCAGAAAGUGAUAAUCUAACGGUCAAAGGUGCAAUAGUGAUAAGAACACAAAAUGGGUGCCUUAAGUUUUGGAGUUGAUUUUAUGGGAGCACUCAUCAGCUGAAAGCAUCCGAGAUUAAACAAAGUGAACCAGAAAGAGCAACUGAGUUUAGAAAGUGGACAAGAGACGAUUCAGAAUUCAGCGUUUUGUUAAAACUGGCAGUUCAGAUCCUGGAUCAGGAGGUUCACUCUCAGCGAAGGCCAUCAAACCGCUGUACCGUUCAGCCUCCACCUUCAGUUCUCCACUGCCGUUUGCUCUACAUUCCCCUAGUGCUUGGUGGUGUGUAUGUGCUGUGUUUGCAUUCAGUUUCGACAGGAAACAAACCUGCAUAAAUAAAUGUGUCACUAUGAUUCAAACUGUGUCUCGGCUUUUACAAUGAGGGGAACUAUGUGUUUUCAUUACAUAUGCUGACUUCUUAUGAAAUCUAUUACAUUUAACAUUAGCAAAACGACUGCAGAGCAGCAGAUCAAACAUUCCUAAGGUCUUGCUGCCAUCUAGUGACUUUUCUGGAGCUAAACAAGCAAGGGAUUAAAAAUAACUGCAUUUUUCUGAGUAUCAAUAGGAAAAAAUAUAUAUAACACACUUUAGCCAAUUCUGUACAAAAAAAUAUAUCAGGAUUUAGGUUACCCUUUCAAUGAAAAUAAUUGUAUGUACCCAAGUUUGCUGCAACCCCAUAAGAAACAAGGUUUUUGCAGGAAAUGCAAACACUUUCUGUUUUUUCAAUUUUUAUUUUUAUUUUUGCUGUAAGAGGAUUUUUGUCAUUAUUGUUUCAAAAUAAAACUAGAGGGGGACUGAUUGUA
This is a messenger RNA of Poeciliopsis prolifica (blackstripe livebearer), 7892 nucleotides long. RefSeq names its product protein 4.1-like. The record is from RefSeq and is a predicted model, not a curated record. Bases 315 to 4325 code for a protein of 1336 amino acids. Gene Ontology annotation, molecular function: structural molecule activity; actin binding. Gene Ontology annotation, biological process: cortical actin cytoskeleton organization. The transcript is spliced from 25 exons. Gene Ontology annotation, cellular component: cytoskeleton; plasma membrane. NCBI's taxonomy places the organism in Eukaryota, Metazoa, Chordata, Actinopteri, Cyprinodontiformes, Poeciliidae.